AUGCAUUGGGUUCUUCCAAUCCUUCAGGACCGUAGGAGCAUUGGCGAGUACCAUCGACUGGUGCAGGAGUUGCGUCUGGACGAUCAUCUGUUCCAGGGUUAUUUCAGGCUCACCAAGGAGCAUUUUGAUAAUCUGCUCUCCCGGGUCGGGCCACGGAUCGCCAAGCGAGAUACUCAGAUGCGCACAUCUAUAGGGCCAGCUGAGCGUCUGGCUAUUUGUCUUCGACAACUCAUUCAAAGUGCCACCACUGUGGCCAACAUAGUUGGAGAGGUAUGUCAGGCCAUAUGGGACUGCCUGGUGGAUGAGUUCAUGCCCGUACCAACCAAGGAGGACUGGAGUGCCAUCGCUGAUGACUUCUUCCACAAGUGGAAUUUCCCAAACUGCUUGGGUUCCAUCGACGGGAAGCAUGUUGUCAUUCAGGCCCCCUCCAACUCAGGUUCUCUGUACUUCAACUACAAGCACACAUUUUCCAUUGUGUUGCUUGCUGUAGUGGAUGCAGAUUAUUUGUUCCGGGUGGUGGAUGUGGGUAGCUAUGGCCGGAACAGCGACGGUGGGACCCUGAACAACUCCCCAUUUGGUGAGGCCCUGAAGGAUGGCACCUUGGACUUGCCAGAGGACCGCGUUAUCGCUGGAGCUGAACACCGCGGCCGCCUACCACAUGUUUUUGUGGGGGAUGAGGCCUUUCCUCUUCGUAUGAACCUGCUGCGACCCUUCCCCGGCUCAAACCUCACGGUUGACAAGAGGGCAUUCAACUACCGUCUCAGCCGUGCCAGGCUAACAGUGGAGUGCGCCUUUGGUAUCCUCUCCAGACAGUGGAGGAUGUACAGGCAGGUCAUUGCUGUCAACCCAGCAAAGGCAGAAGCAUGUGUGAAGGCCACCUGUAUCCUUCAUAACUUCAUCCGGCUAACAAGAUCAGGGAGGAGGAACACAAGAAGGCCUGCCUGUUCAUCUGAGCAGGACGGAGGAUCAGCAGCACUCCAGGAUACACCUCGAGUCGGCAGUAACAACGCCUGCAGAGCUACCUUCCGAGUCAGGGACACAUUCUCUGAAUAUUUCAAUGCAGAGGGUUCUGUUUACUGGCAACCACAACCACAGCCAUAG
Molecule: messenger RNA, 1101 nt
Organism: Perca fluviatilis (European perch)
Lineage: Eukaryota; Metazoa; Chordata; Actinopteri; Perciformes; Percidae
Exons: 2
Coding region: 1-1101 (366 amino acids)
Source: RefSeq, a predicted model, not a curated record